Molecule: messenger RNA, 2098 nt
Organism: Triticum dicoccoides
Lineage: Eukaryota; Viridiplantae; Streptophyta; Magnoliopsida; Poales; Poaceae
Product: S-(+)-linalool synthase, chloroplastic-like
Exons: 7
Coding region: 128-1780 (550 amino acids)
Biological process (GO): terpenoid biosynthetic process
Molecular function (GO): terpene synthase activity; magnesium ion binding
Source: RefSeq, a predicted model, not a curated record
CACAGCAGCAGCAACAGCUACUUGUUCAUCCCAUAUCGUCCAAGCUAGUUAGUUACCCAGUUAGCUAGCUUAGUCGAUCUGUAACACGGCACACUUAGCUAGCCAGCCACCAUUGAUUCAGCAACCGAUGGCUGCUGCGCAUGCCUUCUUCUCCUUCUCCUCGGUCGAUUCACUGCUCCAUUCGGCUUCAUGGGUAGCUGGAAAUGGUGGCCGGAGCGGCCGCAACUGUAGCUUCUUCCGCCCUUCGCCUGUGAUAUGUCCCGGGCCGGAGCCUGCGUCCCAUGAGCUGUUGGAUGAUUUUCACUUCCAGGAAAGCCUAAGGAAUGUUCAAGCGUUGCUGCAACAACCUCCGAAGAGUAGAGGAGGCAUGUUGACAACUGUUGAUCACCUAAAGCGCCUCUGCAUCGACCACUAUUUCCAAGACGAAAUUGAUACCAUCAUGGGCUCAUGUGUGGAUCUCAUCCAUAGUGAUGAUCUGCUUGAUGCAACCCUUUCUUCGAGGAUGAUGAGGGAAGCUGGAUAUUAUUUUUCGGCAGACGAUGUUCUACGGAAGUUCAUGAACAAUAAUGGUGAUUUCAACCUCGGGCUUAGCAAUGACAUUAGAGGGCUACUGAGCUUGCAAGACAUGUCACACCUCAACAUGGGAGAAUCAUCACUCUACAAGGCAAAUGAAUUCUCAAGCAAGCACCUUAGAUUUGCAAUUAAGUAUUUGGAGCCAAACCUUGCAAGAUAUGUGAGCCAGUCACUAGACCAUCCCUAUCAUGUGAGCCUGAUGCAGUACAAGGCAAGGCACCAUCUGAGCUACCUCCAAAACUUGCCCACUAGGAACAUGGCAAUUGAGAAUCUAGCACUUGCAGAGUUUCAGAUUAAGAAGUUACAACAUCAGAGGGAAGGGCAGGAGGUUAAGAGAUGGUGGAUUGAUCUGGGAUUGGCUCAAGAAAUACCGGCUGCAAGGGAUCAAGUUCUUAAAUGGUACAUGUGGGCCAUGACUGCCCUUGAGGGUUUCUCUUUCUCUAGAUAUCGGGUUGAGACCACAAAGAUCAUCUCCAUGGUCUACAUUGUGGAUGACAUCUUUGAUCUUGUCGCCACACAAGAAGAGCUCUCCCUCUUUAAUGAAGCAAUCAAAACAUGGGAUCUUGCAGCCAUUGAUUCACUCCCAAGCUACAUGAUAUCAUGUUACAAGGCUCUUUACACAGUCACAAAUGACAUCUCCGAUAUGGUCAAGAAAGAGCAUGGAUUGAACCCUAUCAAUCAUCUCAAGAAAGCUUGGGCAACUUUGUUUGAUGGAUUCAUGAUCGAGGGGAAAUGGUUAUCUACUAAUCAGGCCCCUACAUCCAAGGACUAUCUAAGAAACGGCAUCAUCACUUCAGGAGUACCUCUUGUAUUCUUGCAUAUUUUCUUCAUGCUAGGCCAUGAUUUAACAGAGGACAACAGAGACUACAUCUUUCGAAUAAUAUCUUGCCCUGCAAAGAUCAUGAGGCUCUGCGACGACAUGGGUAGUGCAAAGGAUGAAUCGCAAGAAGGACUCGAUGGAUCGUACAAGGAGUUGUAUCAGAGAGAAAAUUCGCAAGGUGACGUGGAGGAACACAUGCUGGAGAUAAUCGCGGGUGAGUGGGAGGAUCUGAAUAGGGAAUGCUUCUCUGGAACAAAUUCAGCACUAUCUCAUGCCUUUGUCGGCACGUCACUCAACUUUGCGAGGAUGGUCCGCGUCAUGUAUGGCUAUGAUGAUGAGCAUAGGCUCCCCAUCCUUGAGGAUUACACCAGGAUGUUGCUCUUCUGAAUCAUGCAUGCUACCACGUACGAACCCAAUGUUUCUGUAAUAGAAAUUGGAUAGGAAGCCUAUCAUAAAAAAAUGCAUGCUAGCCCAUUGUAUGCAAGUCUAUAAAUGUAGUGCAACAUUUUUUUCUAGGGUUGCCACGUAGGAUGUUGACCAGUAUCCUGCACCAUUAGCGUAUGUGUUCCAAGUGAUAAGACAAUAAAUAUACGUUGCAAAAAAACCUAACCAGCCUGCAAGCUCAUGCAUGUGUUGCAAUGUACGACGAGAUGCAUAUGAAAGUGUUGGAACCGAACAUAUUGAAAUACUUAUUUGUCUAUGAAA